CCCUCUUCACCUGGCUCCGUCUCGUCCGGUACACGGUUCCCGAUUACUAACUAUGUUCAUUAUGAUAAGUUGCAUAACAGGUACAAGGGCUUUCUUGGUGCUAUUGAUGCUUCUCCGGUUCCCACAUCAUAUCGGGAAGCUGUACGAAACUUUGGCAGAAAGGAAAAAAAGGGGAAGAAAGGGUAUCUCAUCUAGUUGUUUGAGAUGGCAGAAGACGGAAAGUUUCGAAUUGAGAAGUUCGAUGGUACGGAUUUCAGUUGGUGGAAGAUGCAAAUUGAAGAUUUGCUGGUUCAGAAAGAUUUGGACAUAGUUUUGGGUGACAAGCCAGAAAAAAUGUCGGAUGCAGAUUGGGCAAGUUUGGAUCGGAAAGCUAUGUCAGUGAUCUGUCUCUCGUUGACCAAGAAUGUUGCGUUCAACAUUCUGAAGGAGAAGACAGCGAAGGGAAUUAUGGAAGCGCUGUCUAACAUGUACGAGAAGCCAUCUGCUGCUAACAAAGUUUUUCUGAUAAGAGAGCUGGUGAACACAAAAAUGAAAGAAGGCACUUCAGUUACCGAGCAUAUCAACAAGUUGAAUUCGAUCUUAGCCAGACACUUGUCAGUGGGCAUUAAGUUCGAUGAUGAAGUUCAAGCUUUACUACUGCUAUCGUCUUUACCUGAUAGUUGGUCCGGAACGGUUACAGCAGUUACCGGUUCAGUGGGACCCGAUGGAUUCACCUUUGAUCAGAUUCGAGAUCUCGUUCUUGGCGAGGACGUCAGAAGAAAGAGUUCCGGGGAAUCAUCUGGUGAAUUGCUUCAUGUUGGUAGAGGCAGAAGAAAUAGCAGAUGUAGUGGGAGCAGGAACAGACAAAGGAGUCAGUCGAAGACUCGUGACAGCUCAGGUGUAACGUGCUCGAAGUGCAAGGAGGUAGGGCAUUUUAGGAAUCAAUGUCCGAAUGAUAAGAAAGUAAACAUUGCUCAAGGCUCUGCGAGUGACGAGGAGGUCGCUCUGACUUGCUGUGAGGAAAGCAAUGUGGAUUCCUGGGUCAUGGAUUCUGGUGCUUCAUUUCAUGCUACCCACAGUGGUGAAGCAUUGCAGAAUCUAGUUUUUGGAGACUUUGGAAAGGUACGACUAGCAGACGACAGAGCUCUUGAGGUGACGGGCAUGGGUGACAUGGUGUUGAAGACCCUAGUCGGUUUCUGGACUUUGAAGGAUGUCAGAGUGGUUCCAGCCUUGAAGAAAAGUUUGAUUUCUGUCAGGCAGUUGGACGAACAGGGACACGAGGUGAAGUUCAGAGAUGGGCCGUGGAAGGUCAUAAAGGGAAAUCUUGUCAUGGCCCGCGGAAGAAAGAGUGGUUCGCUGUAUAUGGUCGAGUUACCAUCUGAGGGAGUGACCGUCCCAGUUCAGAAGAAAAACGAAGUCCGGUUCACAGAGUCUCGUGGGCAGAAUAAGGUUGUCUGUGCAAGAGAGAAACCUAGAGCCACUGGUCAGACUCAGGAUGAACGAGCGUGGAAAGGUUCAAGGAGGCCAGUCAGAGGUAUUUGUGGCAGUGAGAGCUCAAGAGGCGCUUCAGCCAAGUUGCCUAGAAGACAGUGGGUUAGGAGAACCAGUAUUCCAGCUGUUGGAACAUCUCCAGAAAAUUUCUUGCUGAGUAUGGAGAGUGUUUGUUCUCAGGAUGUUCCAGGAUCCGGCAGUGUGCGUCUGCAGUGGGAGCCGGUAGGGACCGAGGACGAGUCAGGGGCAGAUUUUGCCGUGACUGAUGUAGGUAUUUGUGGCAGUGGGAGCUCAAGAGGCGCUUCAGCCAAGUUGCCUAGAAGACAGUGGGUCAGGAGAACCAGUAUUCCAGCUGUUGGAACAUCUCCAGAAAAUUUCUUGCUGAGUAUGGAGAGUGUUUGUUCUCAGGAUGUUCCAGGAUCCGGCAGUGUGCGUCUGCAGUGGGAGCCGGUAGGGACCGAGGACGAGUCAGGGGCAGAUUUUGCCGUGACUGAUGUGUUGGAGCUUGGGAGAGCUUCAACGGGCCUUUCAGUUGUCUGAUGUUAGGGCCGCUGCAAUAGGAGAGCUGAGGAAGAUUACUCGAUGUACAGGGAAUCAUGGUGGAUGGCAGUUGAUGACUAUCAAGCCUCCAAGUGGGAGAAUGUUGGGUUUGUGGAGGCUUGGGCUUGACUUUUGGCCCGGCCCAUUUUACGAAACCCUAGAUGCACUCUUCCAAUAUAUAUUGCAUACUUGU
Molecule: messenger RNA, 2203 nt
Organism: Cuscuta campestris
Lineage: Eukaryota; Viridiplantae; Streptophyta; Magnoliopsida; Solanales; Convolvulaceae
Source: the annotation of a GenBank genome assembly